This is a messenger RNA of Cryptomeria japonica (Japanese cedar), 708 nucleotides long. RefSeq lists its product as uncharacterized. The record is from RefSeq and is a predicted model, not a curated record. NCBI's taxonomy places the organism in Eukaryota, Viridiplantae, Streptophyta, Pinopsida, Cupressales, Cupressaceae. The transcript has a single exon. Gene Ontology annotation, molecular function: double-stranded DNA binding. Bases 1 to 708 code for a protein of 235 amino acids. Gene Ontology annotation, biological process: regulation of DNA-templated transcription; chloroplast organization. Gene Ontology annotation, cellular component: chloroplast.
AUGGAAUUUCUGAAGACUGUAUUUCAGUCUCAGGAUGUGCUCGUUAAAGGCCUGGUAAGAGAACCACGACUUCUCAUUUGUAACUCGGAGAAGACCCUGAAGCCCUCGCUUGCUUUUUGGAAAGGAUGGGGUUUUUGUGGGGCGGAGCUCGUCAACUUCUUAAAGGUGAAUCCGGCUGUUCUCUUACAUACGUCUCUAACGCCAGCACGCGUCGAUCUCAUUCACAAAAUUUUUCCCGACAAUAAAGGCAAAAUGUUCAAAUAUAUUGUAAAUGCAGCGACUAUUAGCUGCAUGGAAACGUUAGAGGCCAAGAUAGAGAAUCUCAAACUCUGCGGGCUGUCGACUGAAGAAACUUGGCAACUACUUCGAGCUAGCCCUCAUGUCAUUUUUCGCUCCAAGGAAGAUGUUAGCGAAAAGAUGAGUAUACUAGUUAAUAAGAUGGAGCUUCCUGCAACUUAUGUAAUGCAGCACCCUAGAUUGUUGAAUAUCAGUUUGGAAAAGACUAUGAAGCCCAGGUGUGUGGUUUGGCAGAAAAUCAAAUCCAUCGAUGACUCUGAUCUCUCUCUUUCGAGGGUAUUGAGCAUGCCAGAGGCAAGGUUUGUAAGAAAAAUUAUAAAAGGGCAUCCUGAAUCUAAAACACUGUUGAAAAUUUAUGAAAACGCCAUCUCUGAUGCCUCCAAUUGCAAAAAGAGCUCAACGAAAGCAUAA